AGAGGAAAAACUGUAAUUACUACAACAUAGGUGUGGCGGGCAUUUAUAGCAGAACAAGGAUGGUCAGAAUGCCAAUUGGUUGUACAACAUAUAGCCUAACGAUUUGCAUCAGGCAUUUCACAUGGGACCAUUAUGUUUUGUAACACCCAAUGGCCUUACUAAAUGUUCAUCACUAUGACUAUGAAGUUGUCAACCAAAUCCAGCUGAUGAAUACUAAUGAUAAGUCAUUGCUGAAGUUUUUGCACUUGAAAAAGAUUCCAUCUUUCUGCAACACAUUUUGUUCUGUUUCAAGAAGAUGAUGUAAAUAAGGUUUAUGUAGUUUUCUAAAGGUUGUUGCAUACUUUACUUAUUUGUCAAGAUGGGUAAUUUGGAAGGGGCGUCGUUUGCUGAAACACCAACAUGGGCCGUGGCAACUGUCGUAGCUGUUCUGGUGAGCAUUGGUUUCUUGAUUCAUGGAAGUUUGAAGAAGUUUGGAAAGUGGUUGCAUAGGACAAAGAGGGAACCUCUGUAUGCUGCACUAGAGAAAAUCAAGGAAGAGCUUAUGGUUUUUGGACUGCUAUCACUGCUUAUGGGGCAUUGGAUCGUUUAUAUUGCAAAGAUUUGUGUCAAAUCGUCAGCAGUGAGCAGCCACUUUUAUCCCUGUUCUCCGCCAAGAAACAAGAUGAAGUCAGCAAUUACAAGAUUUGCUUUAUCAGGUUCUUCAUACUCGAAUUUCUCAACAUCAAGGCUACUGUUAAGCAGUGGACAUGAAGAUUUUUGUCCUGAGGGUCUCCAAUCGUUUGCUUCAAAGGAGAGCCUGGAGCAGCUCCAUCGCUUUUUGCUUGUCCUCGGUGUUAGCCAUGUAUCUUAUAGCUUUUUUGCCAUUGCCCUGGCAAUGAUCAAGAUAUAUAGUUGGAGAACAUGGGAGAACUAUGCCAAGUCGAUUGCUCUUCAAAGACUAAAAGGUUCUGAAGAAGCUGUCCCAAACAAUACGAGAAUGGGACGUCUAUCAACUUUUACUUUUCACCAAACCACUCAUCCAUGGAGCCAGCACAGAGUUCUUGUUUGGCUGCUUUGUUUCAGCCGCCAGUUCUGGAGUUCUAUAAAUGAAGCUGACUACAUGGCUUUGCGCUUGGCUUUUAUUACUACUCAUCAGCUGCCAUUAACUUAUGAUUUCCAUAAGUAUAUGCUUCGAAGCAUGGAGGAAGAAUUUCGUGAUAUUGUUGGCAUAAGUGUUCCACUAUGGAUUUUCGUCAUACUUUGUGUAUUUUUAAGCUUUCAUGGCACAAAUAUCUACUUUUGGAUCUCCUUCUUUCCAGCUAUCUUAAUCCUUUUGGUUGGUACCAAGCUUCAUCGCGUGGUGGUCAAGCUGGCAGUUGAAAUCAUUGACAGUAGUCCAUUGGAAGGAUUUCAUCAGUUCAACCUUAGAGAUGAGCUCUUCUGGUUUGGGAAGCCUAGAUUUCUGCUGCGGAUAAUACAAUUUGUAUCAUUCCAGAAUGCAUUCGAGAUGGCAACAUACAUAUGGUCACUGUGGGAAAUUAAGGGAUCUUCAUGUUUCACAGACAAUCACACAUUUCUUGUGAUUCGCUUGUCAUUUGGGGUUGUUUCUCAAUUCUGGUGUAGCUUUGUCACAUUUCCGCUCUAUGUUAUUGUUGCUCAGAUGGGUUCGAGAUACAAGAAGACCAUUGUUUCAGAGAAUGUUAGGACUUCGCUACAUGGAUGGCGACACAAGGUGAAAACUAGACUAGAAGGUUCUGUUGUUUCUCCAGAAAUAUUGUUAGCAACCACAUCAUUAGAAUCCCUGGCGGAGGAUGAGGUAGAUCAAAUUCAUAGCAUUGCUACUAUCAGCACAGAGGUGUUUGCUGAGAGUACAGUUGAGUCGAAACAACGAGUCCCUCUUGAGCAAAGUUGUACCAAUGAGAUCUCAGAAUGUGAUGAGUUACAUAUUCCACUUUCUCCUAGAAAUCAUGGAGAGGUUUGAUCAAAACAAUGAUGAGAUGAUAUAGUUUCGCUCCUUAUAUUACAGAAACCACAACCUUAGACAUACUAAUCAACUUGUUCAUCUUGCUUUUGUCCAAAUUUUCCAGGCUAUAUAUAGAUGCAUCUUUUUUUUCUCUUCAUCAGCCAUUCAAUCGCAGUGCGGUGUUCUCAAAAAGCUUAUUUUGUUGUCCAUCCAGUUCUUGGCUGUCUAUUUAAGAAAAUCUUUAUAUGAACAAUUAUAAAUUACUCC
This is a messenger RNA of Solanum pennellii, 2209 nucleotides long. RefSeq names its product MLO-like protein 4. The transcript is spliced from 15 exons. Gene Ontology annotation, biological process: defense response. The coding region runs from base 359 to 1960 and encodes 533 amino acids. Lineage: Eukaryota; Viridiplantae; Streptophyta; Magnoliopsida; Solanales; Solanaceae. The record is from RefSeq and is a predicted model, not a curated record. Gene Ontology annotation, cellular component: membrane.